Peronospora matthiolae is the source of this 975-nucleotide messenger RNA. The record is from the annotation of a GenBank genome assembly. Lineage: Eukaryota; Oomycota; Peronosporomycetes; Peronosporales; Peronosporaceae.
AUGUCGCGCCUCCUCCUGCGCGCUAUAACGUCGCCCCAGACAGCAAUAGCGCUCGCUGCAGCCAGUAGCUGCACCGCAUUCAGCGCUCGUCCCGUCUCCUGCGAUGGUGCCGACUCGUUUGCACAGCCGACGUUCUCCGAGCGCACGAUCGGCAACUACGAGAACCGACUGCGGAGAUUCAGCUCCCCCGAGCGCGUGUUUGCGUAUUUCUCGAGCGUCAAGAUCAACGACGAGGAUUUCAUGACGCGAGACGACUUGGCACGAGCUGUGACGCCGUUUACGUACCGCCAUGGCGCUCCGUUAUCGUCGAAGAACCCGCAGUUCAAUGCUAGAGCCAGUGCUGCUAAGACGUCGAAAGCCGUGGCGGACGAGUAUCUGCGACGUGUGCAGAAGAUCCUGCUUGAGAGUGAAAAUGUGUCCCCAGUGGAGAUGAAAAAGCUGCUGGCGUUUCGAGACGAGCAGCGUGUGGACUUUGAAACGCACGUCAAGACGUUGAGGGCGCUGGAGAUCACGAACGCCGAGUUUGACCAGUUCCUUGAGCUCUACGGGUGUUUACCGUCUCGUGCCAAGACUUUCUUUGAUCUGGUAGAUGCGGACGGUGAUGGGCUCAUUUCGUAUGCCGAGUACAGUUUCUUUUGCACGCUGCUUGCAAUCCCGGAGCAGCACUUUGAAUUGGCGUUCAAGAUGCUUGACACGGACAACAAUGGUCAGCUGGACCAUCGUGAAUUUCAGCAGAUCAUGGACCUGAUGCGGCUGCGAACGCCUGCAGGUCGUCAAGAUCGGUCACUGCAUGAUGACAACGAACCCAUUUUUAAGCACCUGUUUGGUGAAUUCGCCACAAAGUCGCUGUCGUACGACGAGUUCUGUGCAUUUCGUCGCGGCUUGAAGCAAGAGAUCAUGCGCAUUCAGAUAUCCUUUCAUCAUUUAUACUUGCCGCUGAAAGCUUGUUUGAUGUUGAGUUGUUCAGUCCACUAG